Molecule: messenger RNA, 411 nt
Organism: Penicillium cosmopolitanum
Lineage: Eukaryota; Fungi; Ascomycota; Eurotiomycetes; Eurotiales; Aspergillaceae
Exons: 2
Coding region: 1-411 (136 amino acids)
Source: RefSeq, a predicted model, not a curated record
AUGUCAAACAACCGAGUCCCAAUAAACUACCAAGUCCCCCCCUUCCCAUCACUCUACGACCCGCUUCCCACGCACCACAAAGAGGCGCACUACCUCUACUACACGACCGAUAUCUGGCGCUUCACAUUAUACUGGACGCUAGUCUUUUACGGCGUAACACAUCUCACCGUCGCCGGCUGUGCGGUUCUAACGCACUUUCGGAACUGGAGUGUUAUCUGGUUGGUGCCGUUGCUGUAUAGCGUUGUUGCUGGGUUGGAGGGAUUAAUCGCGGGUAGUAUUGUUGGUCUUGUACUCGGUGCUGUCUAUGAAGCAGGCAAUUUCCGAAUGUCGACAUGGCUCCCCAUGAUCUGGGGCGGUGUUAAUGUCAUGGUUUUGAUCGUGACUAGUUUCCCUAUGCAAGGUGGUCUUUGA